Molecule: messenger RNA, 870 nt
Organism: Durusdinium trenchii
Lineage: Eukaryota; Dinophyceae; Suessiales; Symbiodiniaceae
Source: the annotation of a GenBank genome assembly
AUGUCCAUGUCCUUGGAGUACAAGUUCACCUUCAUCAACGUGUUGGAGGAGGUGGACGAGGAGCGCUCAUUAGCCACCUUCAGACGAUCCAGCAGCCUGCCACCUCGGCCCAAACCUGAGAUGUGCAGCGAGAUCCUCAGCACUGAAGAGCAGGAUGGACGCUAUGUGCAGACCCUGACCGAGAAGCUCCCCGGAAUUUUCGGCGCUAAGGCUGCCACAGAGGAUUUAACCUCUAGCAGCUCUAGCCGUCAGGACACCGGUGUGGAGAGCUGGAGCACCGUCGGCUUACGCGACGGCUCCCGCGAAUCCUUGCACGACUCGUCCCGCGAAUCCGGCGAAGAGGAGUCGGAUGGAUCCAACGUCUCAAGCGCCUACAACCCGGGCAGCGUCGGACAUCCCGAGCUGUGCCGGCGACCGUGCAUCUACUUCGCUGCCGGGCAGUGCCGCAACAGCGCUGACUGCAACUUCUGCCAUUUGUCGCAUGCCCACCGUUCGGCGACCCUCGACAAGAAUCAACGCCAGACGAUCAAGGAACUGAGCAAGCAGGAGUUCUUGAGCGUGCUCUUGCGUUGCCUUCGAAAUAAGGCAGUGCAGGGAAGCUUCGAGGACGAGGCCCAGGAGCUCUUGGAGCUCUUCGAAGAACGCCUCCGUCAGGGCGUGGAUGGAGCGGAGACGUUUGAGAACGAUCUUGAGGAGGGCGUUCCCGCCGAAGCCUCCAAGGGCUUGGCGAAGAUCAGCAACUUAGAGAGGGCCCUGAACCGCAUGACCUUCUUCAGCGUCGCCAGCCUGACGACUCGCGCGCAGUUCGAGAAGGAGUUCCUGGAUCGCUGCAAGAAGACGGUGGGCAAGUUGCGUCAGUACUUCGAUUAA